AUGGCAGAGGCCAUGUUUGCUCAGCAAAUUGCAGGAAUGGUCGCCGAACUUGGCGACCUUCGAAAAAGCGACGCGGCACAAAAGAACGAGAUAGAGAAUCUCCGAGCCCAGAAUGACUUCCACGCCAACGAAGCUCAGAUGCUCAGAGACCUUCGCAUUCUCUACGAAGCCAAGCUCGAACAGAAAGACUCUGAGAUUUUGGGCCUGCAUGUCCUCCUCGACAAGGUGAAGGUCGAUGCGGGUAUUUAUAGGGACGAUCUGAGCGAGUUGCGUAAGCAGCUCAAGGACUUGCAAGCCAAAUAUGAGUCAAGUCAGAAACAAGUUUGCGCUUCUGAGGCAAAGCUUACCCGUCGCAAUUUCCAAGUUGCCAAUCUGAUUUGCGCCCUGCGUCGCAAAGUGUCUGCCAACCGUAUUUCCGUCGUUGCUCUUCGCGCUGCGUACAAGAUUAUUCCAAGCUUGGAGCAGAAAGCUCAGUGUAAGAGGAUUCUGUCUAUGGCGAGAAAGCUUCCGCACAAGGCUGGUAUUGAGAGCGAGAUUAAGGAGUGUCUGGGGGACGCUGGGCUCUUGAUCUCGUUUGACAAGAAUGGCGCCAUGGUGUUGAGGCAAUCUGUUGAGGUUGUCAAAGUACCCGUUGAUGGUUCUAAAGAGCUUGAUGAAAGCAUCAUCAUCGUCGAGAAGGAUGCUGACAACAAUGGCGACUACGCUUGCGAUCAGCAUUCUCAACAGAAUGUCAAGAAAGAUGAAGACGUUCAGAUGUCUGUUUAA
This is a messenger RNA of Fusarium oxysporum Fo47, 765 nucleotides long. RefSeq lists its product as uncharacterized. NCBI's taxonomy places the organism in Eukaryota, Fungi, Ascomycota, Sordariomycetes, Hypocreales, Nectriaceae. The transcript has a single exon. The record is from RefSeq and is a predicted model, not a curated record. The coding region runs from base 1 to 765 and encodes 254 amino acids.